Messenger RNA from Myotis daubentonii (Daubenton's bat), 976 nucleotides. It is a transcript of the gene MED9, whose product is annotated as mediator complex subunit 9. Gene Ontology annotation, biological process: regulation of transcription by RNA polymerase II. NCBI's taxonomy places the organism in Eukaryota, Metazoa, Chordata, Mammalia, Chiroptera, Vespertilionidae. Gene Ontology annotation, cellular component: mediator complex. Gene Ontology annotation, molecular function: transcription coregulator activity. The record is from RefSeq and is a predicted model, not a curated record.
GAAGUGACGCGUGGCCGGCCGCGCCGUCCCGUUCCCUGACUGGGAGGGUGCUGGCGGGUUCCGAGCGCCAUGGCCUCCGCCGGGUUGGCGGCCGGACGACCGGCCGAAGAUGCGAUACCCCCGCCGGCCGAGCCGCCGCUGGCCGAGCCGAAGCCGCCGCCGCCACCCGUCGCUGCGCCCCCGCAGCCGGCGCCGAGGCCCCCGUCCCCGGCGGGCGCGAAGGAGGACAGCUACUCGUUCCUGCCUUUGGUCCACAACAUCAUCAAAUGCAUGGACAAGGACAGCCCGGACAUCCACCAUGACCUCAACGCCCUCAAGACCAAGUUCCAGGAGACGCGCAAGGUCAUCAGCACCAUGCCCGGCGUCCACCUGAGCCCUGAGCAGCAGCAGCAGCAGCUGCACAGCCUCCGGGAGCAGGUCAGGACCAAGAACGAACUUCUGCGGAAGUACAAGAGCCUCUGCAUGUUUGAGAUCCCCAAGGAGUAGUGAGGCGCCGCGCUCAGGAUGCCCGAGAAAGCACGGGGAGCGAGUGGCCGCAUUGGUUCCUUAUGAAGUGUGGCUCUUUGGACCCCAGCUCUGAGCGUGACAGCCCAGUGGCGGGAAGGCUACCGUGCUGCUUCCUCAGCUGAACUUGACGUCGACUGUGGGAGGGGUGGCCUGGAGCUGGAGUGGCUGGGGCUUCCUUCCAUGUGCCUGCGUGUCUGGAUGCGUAAGAGCUGGAGUGCCUGCCGGUGGGAAGAAGAGGGUCCUGCCCUGCCUCUGGGGAGGGGCCAUCUCCGCUUUGCUUCCUGCCCCCCCCCCCCCCCCCAGACACGAUCAGUGUGUGCCAGGGCCACAGCAUUCUGUUAACAACAGUGCUGUGUAGCCUUUGCACAAAGUUCACUGGACAGAUGAGGCCUGGGCUCGUGUGGCGUGGGCUUAACAUGGUGAAGGAAGGCUGGGAGAAAGCAGUUUUAAAAGACGUUUCCUCCUGAAA